This is a messenger RNA of Trichosporon asahii var. asahii CBS 2479, 1035 nucleotides long. RefSeq names its product ubiquitin-specific protease. The record is from RefSeq and is a predicted model, not a curated record. Gene Ontology annotation, molecular function: cysteine-type deubiquitinase activity. The transcript has 4 exons. Gene Ontology annotation, cellular component: cytoplasm. Gene Ontology annotation, biological process: protein deubiquitination; ubiquitin-dependent protein catabolic process. Lineage: Eukaryota; Fungi; Basidiomycota; Tremellomycetes; Trichosporonales; Trichosporonaceae. Bases 1 to 1035 code for a protein of 344 amino acids.
AUGGAGGACGGAUGGUGCCUGACCGAGUCGGACCCGCAGGUGUUCUCGGAGCUCCUGCGGCAGCUGGGCGUGAAGGGUUUGCAAGUUGACGACCUCUACUCUCUCGACGCCGAGACGCUCGCGCCGCUGCAGCCGAUCUACGCGCUGAUUUUCUUGUUCAAGUAUGUCGGCGGCGGGGCCGAGGACCGCGCCGGCGUGCAGGUCGAUGCGCUCGAUAGCGGGGUGUGGUUUGCGAACCAGACACCCGGACGAGACGAGCUCAGGACUCACGAGACGCCGCUCGCUUCGCUCGCCGCUCGCCGCUCGCCGGCCAUCGCUGACACCCAGGUCAUCAACAACUCGUGCGGCACGAUCGCUGCUCUGAACGCCGUCAUGAACGUGGACGCGCCCGGCGUCGAGAUUGGAUCUGAGCUGGGCAACCUGAAAGAGUUUGGCGCGGGCAUGGGCUCGAUGGACCUGGGACACGUCGUCGCCUCCUCCGACCAGAUCCGCGAAGUGCACAACUCCUUCUCCAAGACGUCCCCUUUCUCGCUCGACCCAAGCGCAGUCCCGGACGAAGCGAAGGAGGACGCGUACCACUUCAUCACGUAUCUGCCCGUGCACGGGCUGCUGUACGAGCUGGACGGCCUGCAAGCGUCGCCGAUAAUGCACGCGCCCGUCGACGAGGGCGAGAACUGGCUCGACGCGGCGCGCGAGACGAUCCAGGCCCGCAUCGAAACGUAUCCCCCCGGAAGCGUCAUGUUCAACCUCCUCGCCGUGCGCGCCGAUCCUGUCCCGAGACUCAGGGCCGAGUUGGCCCAGCCGGACCUGAGUGAGGGGAGGAAGUACGAGAUCCAGGAACAGCUGCAGCACGAGGAGAGCAAGAGGGCCAGAGGGGCUAUGGAGAAUAGUCUCAGGAGACACAAUAUCCUCCCCGUCGUACUUGAACUCUUCAAGGCGUUUGCGGAGAGUGAAGACGCCGAGGGGAGGGAGAGGACGAUUGAUGCGGCUAGGGAGAAGGGCAGGAAGAGGAGGGAGGCGAACAAGGACGAGUAG